Molecule: messenger RNA, 353 nt
Organism: Paramecium pentaurelia
Lineage: Eukaryota; Ciliophora; Oligohymenophorea; Peniculida; Parameciidae
Source: the annotation of a GenBank genome assembly
AUGAAAUAAGAUUCUAAAAGACACAAAACAUUAUAUUAUAAGCUUUCUUCUGAACUCCGAUAAACCCUAAUACAUUUAAUUUGCUUAAAGGGUUUGAAAAUAAAAGAAGUUUGUAUUCAUUCUAUUUUUAGGCUGCAUAGUAAUUAAACAUCAAGUAUGCAAUGGCAAAAUCUAUAUUCUUCUAUUAUAGAAAUAACAUGAUUAGAUAUAAAUAAAGCUUAGAUUAAUCUAAAAGAUGCAUGUAUAGAACCAUAACAAAGGAGAUUAUAGUUUUUCGAAUAAUCAGCUAAAUUGCAGGUGAGUAUGUAAAUUCAAAAAUAGUACAAUAAACAACAACUUAGAUUUCUAUGUGA